Molecule: messenger RNA, 1043 nt
Organism: Arabidopsis thaliana (thale cress)
Lineage: Eukaryota; Viridiplantae; Streptophyta; Magnoliopsida; Brassicales; Brassicaceae
Exons: 5
Coding region: 356-874 (172 amino acids)
Source: RefSeq, marked reviewed
UAGAAAAGUGAGUUAUGAAGCAGAUCUUGAACUUGAAUGUUAUUUUGUUGGCAGGUUAUACAGAGCCGUUGGAUGAUAAUAUUGAAGUAUUGGUCCCUGAUGAUGACCAUGGACUCUAUGCAAUUGACAUUCUAGAUCCCUCUUGGGUAUAGUAAAGUAGCUAGAUAUUACUUUGUGCAUUGGCUACUUGUAUGCAGUUGUUAAGUUUAGGAGUGAGGAUAAGUAAGAUGGAAAUUGUAUCUGCAACCAUUUUUGUAUCAUAAAGAAGGUUGCUAAUGAGGACAUUUCCGGUCUUGGAGAUUUAGUAUCUGUUCUUUCAAAGCUUUCUAGGGGUGCUCGUGUUCCAUUGGAAUAUAUGUCUCACACUGAUCGUCAUCGCAAGAAGCAUCUGAAUAAUCUUCCAUUUCGUUUUAAAAAAAACAGAGAUUUUGAUUUCUUCAGUCAUCUGUUCUUGAGAGAUCGCCUUGGUGGUGCUUUCCAUGAAAACAUUGCUUCUCUGGCUGCUUGGUCUGUGUCGAGCAUGCUGAGGACUCUCAUGGAUUCUACCUAUAAGUUUGUUGUUGCUCAACUCCAUACAUUCAGCUCACUGAGCUUGGAUAGUUUCUGCGGGAUUUCGCCUGAGAGGUUAUUGUGUGAAAGGUCUACCUUCUCAAGAUUUCCAAAACUUUGUGGGAUCAAUCCAGAGAUGUCGUUGUAUGAGAGACCUUGCUUUGAAUUCUUCCAGUUCACUGCUAAGUUAUGUAUUACGAUAGUGAAGCUGUAUAUGAAACGCAAAAGCGAAGAUGAACUUACGAGAGAUUCUUUCAUGCCUGUAUCCCAGGAGAUGAAGGGAGAGAUCCAUCAAGAUUGUUCUCAGAGAGAUCCAAGACCUUGAGACUUGUGAUAUUUGAUAUGCCUUGCUUCUGUUCCUUAGGCCAAAAUUUGUUCGAUUCCGCAACUUCUUUUGUCCUAGGUUUGUCACCUCUGACUGAUUCUUUGUUUAUCUUAGGUACGUGGAUCUCAAGGCAUGCAUAACUAGAAUUGAAGAAAAUGGAUAUGGAGCA